Messenger RNA from Candidozyma duobushaemuli, 4374 nucleotides. Its product is annotated as DNA-directed RNA polymerase III core subunit. The record is from RefSeq and is a predicted model, not a curated record. The coding region runs from base 1 to 4374 and encodes 1457 amino acids. Lineage: Eukaryota; Fungi; Ascomycota; Pichiomycetes; Serinales; Metschnikowiaceae. Gene Ontology annotation, molecular function: DNA binding; DNA-directed RNA polymerase activity. Gene Ontology annotation, biological process: DNA-templated transcription. The transcript has a single exon.
AUGAAAGACGUUGUCGUGGAUGUGGCGCCCAAAUGCAUCAAGGGCCUCGAAUUCAGUGCUCUUUCGGCGUCGGAGAUCGUGGCCCAGUCCGAGUCCGAGGUCACCACCCGGGAUCUCUACGACCUAGAGAAGGGCAGACAGGUGAAGGAAAACGGUGCUUUGGACACCAGGAUGGGGACUUCGCUGAACGCCGUGGAGUGUGCCACGUGUCACGGGAACUUGGCGUCUUGCCACGGCCACUUUGGCCAUGUGCGUUUGGCGCUUCCCGUUUUCCACGUUGGUUUUUUCAAGCAGAUCAUCAGAGUGCUCCAGUGCAUCUGUAAGCUGUGUGGGCUGAUUUUGUUGGACGAACACACGAAAAGGCGGUUUUUGGGCGAGUUGCGGAGACCCAACAUCGACAAUCUCCGCCGGAUGAAGAUCUUGGCGAAAGUGGUGGAGCAGUGCAAGAAACAGAGACGUUGUUUGGCGUGUAACCACGUGAACGGUGUGGUGAAGAAAGCAGCCAGUGGAGCCGGACCAGCGGCUCUCAAAAUCGUCCAUGACACGUUUCGCUUCAUCGGCAAGAAGCCCACGCCCGAGAAGGAGUUCUGGGAAAAGGAGUUUGACGAGGUGUUCAUGAGAAACCCGGAACUCGAGAAGUUCGCCAAAAGGGUCCAUGAAGACUUGAAUCCGCUCAAAGUUUUGAACCUUUUCAAGCAGAUCUCGCCGCUUGACUGUGAGCUUUUCGGCAUCGACGCCUCCAGAGGCGGCCGUCCGGAAACCUACAUCUGGAGGUACCUCCCGGCUCCUCCUGUUUGCAUACGACCUUCUGUGAUGAUGGACGCCCAGCUGAACGAGGACGACUUGACGGUGAAAUUGACCGAGAUCGUGUGGACGUCGUCGCUCAUCAAGGCCGGUAUCGAAAAGGGCAUUUCCAUCAACAACAUGAUGGAGCAGUGGGAUUAUCUCCAGCUUUCUGUGGCCAUGUACAUCAACUCGGAUGCUGCCAAUCCGGCGCUUCUUCCGGGCAACAUGGGCCUGGGGUCCAAGAGCUCGAAGCCGAUCCGUGGUUUUUGCCAGAGAUUGAAGGGUAAGCAGGGCCGGUUCCGUGGUAAUCUUUCCGGUAAAAGAGUGGACUUUUCAGGCCGUACGGUCAUUUCGCCCGAUCCCAAUUUGAAAAUCGACGAGGUGGCCGUGCCCGACAGAGUGGCCAAGAUCUUGACGUACCCGGAAAAAUGUACCCGCUACAACCGCCAGAAGCUCCAGAAAUUGAUCUUGAACGGUCCCAACGUGCAUCCUGGUGCCAACUACGUUUUGAAGCAGAACGAGGCGGCCAAGCGUAAUUUGAAAUUCGGUGAUCGUGUGAAACUCGCCAAAAACUUGAGAAUCGGCGAUGUCGUCGAACGUCACAUUGAGGACGGCGAUGUGGUGCUUUUCAACAGACAGCCAUCUUUGCACAGACUCUCCAUUUUGUCCCACUACGCCAAAAUCAGGCCCUGGAGAACCUUCAGACUCAACGAGUGUGUGUGUACUCCUUACAAUGCCGAUUUCGACGGUGACGAGAUGAACUUGCAUGUUCCUCAGACCGAGGAGGCCCGAGCCGAGGCCAUCAACCUUAUGGGUGUGAAAAACAAUCUUUUGACGCCUAAAUCCGGUGAACCAAUCAUUGCUGCUACCCAGGAUUUCAUCACUGGUUCGUACCUUAUCUCCCACAAGGACUCUUUCUUUGAUAGAGCCUCAUUGGUGCAGCUUUUGUCGAUGAUGUCCGAUGCCGAUUUGCAGUUUGACCUUCCUCCACCUGCCAUUUUCAAGCCAGUGGCUCUUUGGACAGGAAAACAGGUGUUUUCGCUUUUGAUCAAGCCCAACAGAAAGUCCAAGGUGGUGAUCAACGUGGACGCCAAAAACAAGACCUUCCAUCCACCCGCCAAGGGCUUGCCCAGUGAAAUGUCGCCCAACGAUGGUUUUGUCGUCAUCAGAGGAUCCCAGAUUUUGAGUGGUGUCAUGGACAAAUCCACCUUGGGUGACGGUAAGAAGCACUCGGUCUUCUACACAAUUCUCCGUGACUACGGUCCCGAUGAAGCUGCUGAUGCCAUGAACAGAAUGGCCAAGCUUUGUGCCAGAUUCUUGGGAAACCACGGUUUCUCCAUCGGUAUCAACGACGUUACACCGGGAUACGAAUUGAAGACCAAGAAGGAAGACAUGGUUGAAUCCGCAUACGCCAAGUGUGACGAGCUCAUUGAUCUCUACAACAGAGGCAAGUUGGAGACCCAGCCGGGCUGUAACGAAGAACAAACGCUUGAGGCGAAAAUCUCCGGUUUGCUUUCCAAGGUUCGUGAAGAGGUUGGUGAUGUUUGCAUUCGAGAACUUGACUCGCUCAACUCUCCGUUGAUUAUGGCCACCUGUGGUUCCAAGGGUUCUACCUUGAACGUUUCCCAGAUGGUGGCUGUUGUUGGUCAGCAGAUUAUUUCCGGUAAUCGUGUGCCCGAUGGGUUCCAGGACAGAUCGUUGCCUCAUUUCACGAAAAUGUCGAAAACACCACAGUCCAAGGGUUUUGUGAGAAACUCGUUUUUUAGCGGCUUGAGUCCUCCAGAGUUUUUGUUCCACGCCAUUUCCGGAAGAGAAGGUUUGGUUGAUACAGCCGUGAAAACCGCCGAGACGGGUUACAUGUCCAGACGUCUCAUGAAGUCGCUCGAAGAUUUGUCGGCUUCCUACGAUAACACCGUCCGUAACUCGUCCAAUGGUAUUGUUCAAUUCACUUAUGGUGGAGACGGCUUGGAUCCUUUGGAUAUGGAAGGUGAUGCUCAGCCUGUCAACUUCAACAGACAGUGGGAUCACGCUUUCAACGUGACGUUCCAGAUCGCCGACAAGAGCUUGAAGCCUUACGAGAUCAUGGACGUUGUGGAAAAGGUGCUCCAGCCUUUGGAGCAGAAACUCGUCAGAUACGACAAUUUGGGCAAAUUGGUGGAAAUAGACAUCGGCGACCGUGUGGAGUACAUUGACCAGAAAGAUGCCGAAAGGUCUUUUUACAGAUCGCUCCGUGAGUAUGUCUUCAAGAAGGCCUCUCAGCUUGCUCAGUUCAGAGAAAACAGACACCUCCGUCCAUACCUCACCAAACGGUCCGAGGACGACGAAAUGGAGCUUGAGGAGGACGCCUCGUCCACCAAUGCCGUGAACCAGUUGCUCAAAAUCUCCGAAAAGUGUGUGGUGGAGUUUUUGAACCAGUGCUUCUACAAGUACAAGAGAGCCAAGGUGGAGCCUGGUACGGCUGUGGGAGCCAUUGGAGCGCAUUCUAUUGGUGAACCAGGUACUCAGAUGACGUUGAAGACUUUCCAUUUCGCCGGUGUGGCGUCCAUGAACGUCACGUUGGGUGUGCCUCGUAUCAAGGAGAUUAUCAACGCCGCCAAGGUGAUUUCCACGCCGAUUAUUAACUCUGUCUUGGUCAAUGAUGACGACGAGGUUGCAGCUCGUGUGGUGAAGGGCAGAAUUGAAAAAACCUUGCUUCGUGACAUUGCCUUCUACAUCGAGGACGUGUACAAGAACGAUAUGGCGUUUUUGUCGAUCAAGAUCGACUUGCGUACGAUCGAGAAGCUCCAGUUGGAAUUGACCUUGGAGAACAUCCGCCAGGCCAUUGCCGCCGCUCCAAGACUCAAGAUUCUCAACAACGAGGUGUCGAUCUACGGAAAGGACAGAAUCAACGUUUUGGUGACCCACAAGGAACUGAAGCUGGAGAAUUUGGCCAACACGGCUCUGCUGGACUACAAGGCCUCCGACACCAACACAUUGCUUUUCUUCAGAAUGCAGCACCUCAAGCGUGCGCUUCCUGACGUUGUCAUCAAGGGUCUCCCCAACAUUUCCCGUGCCGUUAUCAACAUCCGUGACGAUAGCAAGAAGGAGUUGUUGGUGGAAGGUUACGGUCUCAAACAGGUGAUGUCGACGGACGGUGUCGUUGGAACGAAAACAACCACCAACCAUAUUUUGGAAGUCUACGAGACUCUUGGUAUCGAGGCCGCCAGAUCCUCCAUCAUCGGCGAAAUCGACUACACCAUGUCCAAGCACGGUAUGAGUGUCGAUCCUAGACAUAUCCAGCUUUUGGGAGAUGUGAUGACCUACAAGGGCGAGGUUUUGGGUAUCACCAGAUUCGGCUUGUCAAAGAUGAGAGACUCGGUGUUGCAGCUUGCGUCGUUUGAAAAAACCACCGACCACUUGUUCGACGCUGCGUUUUUCAUGAAGAACGACAAGAUCGAGGGUGUUUCGGAGUGCAUUAUUUUGGGCCAGACCAUGGGCAUUGGUACUGGUGCGUUCAAGAUGGUGAAGACGUCGAACUACGACGAAUCCCGCAUGAAGCGCAAGGAGACGCUCUUUGAGUCUCUUUGUGAGGUGUCUGCCGAAGCGUAG